CGAUCAGCAACCGAACAACAACAAGCAGCCCGCCAGCCCGCCAGCCAACCCGUCUCGCCCGCGUGUGUGUGUGCUUUUGGCGUGCGUGUCCGCUGUUCGAGUGCAACGGCUUGCAACGACGACGGAGUGCAGACAAGUGGUUAAAAGGCGACGAGAGCGAACGAUCCGAGCCGUCCUGGUGUCUGGCAGGCCCGGUCUGGAACCCGUAAGGCGCUAGCGAGCCGCACCAGUGCCAAUAAUGACCACUUUGUCACAUCCGUUCAAAGACAGCCCGGAGCCGCUGGAAGUGCCCAAGCAGUACGCCGCCGACGUGGACGCAUUCUACGACUGGGCAAAGGCCCAGCCACGGUUUCCCGGUUUCUCCAAGAACCAUGCCCACCUCUUUCUGCACGCGUGCCUCUGGGACGUGGACGACGCCAAGAAGGCGAUGCAGAAGUAUGCCCAGAUCCACGCCAACUCGCCCGAAAUAUUCGACAACCGGGACAUCAUGGGGGCCGGAGUGCAGAUGACGCUGAACGCCACUCACAUGGUUGCGCUGCCGCGGCCAACACCGGAAGGCUACCGGCUGCUGUACUACCGGCUGUCCGACACCGACCCGUCCAAGAUGAACUUUGCCGAGGCCGUCAAAUCGUUCUGCAUGUUCAACGACGCGCAGAUCAGCAUGGACGGCAUCGUCGAGGGCUACAUCGUCAUCUUCGACAUGAAGGGCGUCCGGCUGGGGCACCUGGCGCGCGUCCAGUUCGGGCCGCUGCGAGUCUUCAUGAGCUACAUCCAGGACGCGCACCCGGUGCGCCUGAAGAAGAUCUACAUCGUGCACACCGCGUCCUUCAUCAAUCAGGUGAUGGCCCUGGUGAAGCCACUGAUCCGGUCGGAGCUGCUGGGGCUGCUGCAGUUCACGGCGUCCGGCCCGGAGGAGAUCGUCGGGGUUGACUACCUGCCGAAGGACUUCGGCGGACCGUACGAGGAGGUGGCCACGAUGCACGCGGACCAGAAGCGGCGUCUGGAGACGGAGUAUCGCGACUGGCUGACGGAUUCGAGCGCCCUCAAGGAGGCGCCCAAGCAGAAGAACGGUGGUGGGCCGGCCAGCUCGAACGCCGCCAUCAAGCCACCGGUGAAAGCGUUCCGGGGACUGGAGAUUGAUUAGCGAAGGGGGUCGCGACGGCCGGACGGAUCAUGUGGCCAUCUUCUCCACUUCGCCGCACACCCGCGGCGACCGCGACGGAAGGGAGUCCUUCAAGUUCCAUCAUCGCCGCCACUCGUUCUCACCAACCCAGCUACCGUAACUUCCUUCGGUACCUUCCUUCCGUCUCCGAGUUGCCGCAACGGAUUGACCGGAAGUGGAAGGGGACCGGGAAUUUUGUGUUUUGACAACUGAUUUUUGCGGGCGCAUUCUUCAAUGGCUUUGUUUCAAAUGUUUGUUUUUAUUCGUCUACAUCUAUUGCUCAUUAUCGUAAGGCCGGUUGUAUGUGUGUGUGUGUUAUCUGUGUGUGUGCGUGCUUGUUUGCUGCGUCAACGCGGCGGCGGACCCGGAACCACGUUCUAGUUGGAAUUGUAAAUAAAGGCAACUGAGGCGAGAACGGAAGGACGGUGGUUUCAGUUGCG
This is a messenger RNA of Anopheles cruzii, 1602 nucleotides long. RefSeq names its product alpha-tocopherol transfer protein-like. Gene Ontology annotation, molecular function: phosphatidylinositol bisphosphate binding. Bases 239 to 1144 code for a protein of 301 amino acids. Lineage: Eukaryota; Metazoa; Arthropoda; Insecta; Diptera; Culicidae. The transcript is spliced from 5 exons. The record is from RefSeq and is a predicted model, not a curated record. Gene Ontology annotation, cellular component: membrane.